AUGGCGGCUCAGCACAGCGCAGUGACCUCAUGCCCUAGCAGCGCAGCACAGCUUCCCCACAGCGGCUGCCCGUCGGCAUCUGAUCAACUCCAACGAUGGGCUCAGUUCGAGUGCUUAGUUCCCCCCUCACCAGGUCGACUGUGCUUGGGAAUCGCUCCAGCGUCGUGGGCUGCUCGGGUUUGCCUCAUUGCCGCCAUCGCCAUCAUCCGUGACCAUCGCCCAUCGCCAUUGGCGCAACAAGCUGCGCUUCACGCCGCGGCAAAGCUCCACGACAACUCAACAGGCGGCGGAACCGGCACCGGCUCUUGCAUCGGCAGUCGUGCAUCUGAAUCAUCGCCAGAGACGCCUUGGUUGGCCCAAUCCCAUUCCAAUCUCGACUCUGGCAUCUCCAUCUGGCCCUCUCACCUCGUGGUUCCGAAUUCACCUCAGUUCAGCCCGGAUCAGCUCCGCCCCCCUUCUCGCUACGCUCCUGAAACUAAACUCGGUUUCGUUUUCUUUCGAAUAGCCGGCCGACCUCGCCUCUCCGAUCCCACUCCCUACUACGUCUACUACGUCCUUCACCACGCCCGACUCAUCGUUCCAAUUGUCGUGCGACGACAAACAUCCCGGACGCUGCGUUCGAGGCUCUUGAUGGACAAGAGGCUGCUGGCUGCUGGCCGUGCUGCGAUCCGCGCUCCAGACUCUGGCCUCAUACGAGACCGCUGUCUGAACGCGCUGUGA
Molecule: messenger RNA, 720 nt
Organism: Trichoderma virens Gv29-8
Lineage: Eukaryota; Fungi; Ascomycota; Sordariomycetes; Hypocreales; Hypocreaceae
Exons: 1
Coding region: 1-720 (239 amino acids)
Source: RefSeq, a predicted model, not a curated record